Messenger RNA from Callithrix jacchus (white-tufted-ear marmoset), 9365 nucleotides. RefSeq names its product solute carrier organic anion transporter family member 5A1 (gene SLCO5A1). Gene Ontology annotation, molecular function: protein binding. Gene Ontology annotation, biological process: transmembrane transport; sodium-independent organic anion transport. The record is from RefSeq and is a predicted model, not a curated record. NCBI's taxonomy places the organism in Eukaryota, Metazoa, Chordata, Mammalia, Primates, Cebidae. Gene Ontology annotation, cellular component: basolateral plasma membrane.
UCCGGGCGCGUCUCUGUGCGCGUGUGUCUGUUUGGAGCGGAGGAGAGGCUUGGGUGACAGGCGAGGGGUGGGGGGAAGAGUUCAGUCUGAGUCGCAGUCUCAUUCACUGAUUUCUCUCCAGCUGGACGGAGGCUGCCUCGGCACGCGGCUUCCAACUACUCCCGUAGCUCAGUACCCACUCCAGCCGCUCUACUCAGCCAGGCAGACAGACAGACAGACUCGCUAGUUGGCAGCUUCACUCCCGAGGGUGCUGGGAGCCUAGGCGACGAGGACCCGGCACCCCUAGUUCAGGGAGGUGGGAUGCGGUGUGGACAGCAGCGCUAAGUACUCCCCACUCCCAGUGCGAGGCGCACUCCCUCCUGGCCUCAGGCCGAGCAGCGGCAGCGGCGGCGGCGGAGGGGAUGAGCCCGGGACGCGUGAGGCGCCUGCCUCAAGCUACUGCCCGGAGGGGGACGCUGAGCAAGGCUCAUCGCAGGACCCCGCGGACCCCUGUCCCCAGUGGCACACGGCUGCGGAGCCUUGGAGCCGCGUCUGUGGUCAGGAUGCACUAGGCACCUCCUUGCUGGUGAGGAUGUCCUGCUGCGAGGCCCUGCGACCCCAGCCCCAGUCCCAGUUGGGCAAGACUGAGUGGGCCCGGCUUCGGCCCCUCGUGCCGGUGGAUGAAACGUUUCGGAGUGCUUGGGUGCCGUCAGCUAUCGAAUCUGAAUUCUAAGCGCCAUGGACGAAGGCACUGGACUGCAGCCCGGGGCGGGAGAGCCGCCGGCCACCGCAGGAGCUGUUCAAGAGAGAUGCGAGCCGGAGACCCUCAGGUCUAAGAGUUUACCUGUCCUCAGCAGCGCCUCCUGCCGGCCGAGCCUCAGUCAUGCGAGUGUAGACGCCAAGCCGGCCUUCGGCUGUAGGGAUUCUUCGGGCCACCAGGAGUUGAAACAAGGCCCGAACCCGUUGGCCCCCAGUCCCUCUGCCCCGUCCACUUCGGCGGGGAUGGCGGGGCUCGGGGACUGCGAUCACAGGGUGGACGUCAGCAAAACCUUCUCGGUGUCCUCUGCCCUGGCCACGCUCCAGGAGAGAAGGUGCCUCUACGUGGUCCUCACGGAUUCCCGUUGCUUCCUGGUGUGCAUGUGCUUUCUGACCUUCAUCCAGGCGUUAAUGGUCUCUGGGUACCUGAGCAGCGUCAUCACCACCAUUGAAAGGCGCUACAGUCUGAAGAGUUCCGAGUCAGGGCUGCUGGUCAGCUGCUUUGACAUCGGGAACCUGGUGGUGGUGGUAUUUGUCAGCUACUUUGGUGGCCGGGGUCGGCGGCCCCUGUGGCUGGCCGUGGGUGGACUCCUCAUCGCCUUUGGGGCAGCCCUCUUCGCCUUACCUCAUUUCAUCUCGCCCCCCUACCAGAUCCAAGAGUUGAAUGCCUCGGCCCCCAACGACGGCCUGUGUCAGGGUAGCAACUCCACCGCCACUUUGGAUCCUCCUGCCUGUCCGAAGGACUCGGGAGGAAAUAAUCACUGGGUCUACGUGGCUUUAUUCGUUUGUGCGCAGAUUCUCAUUGGAAUGGGCUCCACACCCAUUUAUACUCUGGGACCAACCUACUUAGAUGACAAUGUCAAGAAAGAAAACUCCUCCUUGUACCUAGCCAUCAUGUAUGUCAUGGGAGCACUUGGCCCGGCGGUGGGAUAUUUAUUAGGUGGACUUCUUAUUGGUUUUUAUGUUGAUCCCAGAAAUCCUGUUCACCUUGACCAGAAUGACCCUCGUUUCAUUGGAAACUGGUGGAGUGGAUUCCUCCUUUGUGCCAUUGCAAUGUUUCUUGUGAUAUUCCCAAUGUUUACUUUUCCAAAAAAGCUUCCACCUCGACACAAGAAAAAGAAAAAGAAAAAAUUUUCUGCUGAUGCUGUUACUGAUGAUGAUGUUCUGAAGGAGAAAUCAAACAACAGUGAACAAGUGGACAAAAGAGUUUCUUCUAUGGGAUUUGGAAAGGAUGUCAGAGACCUACCAAGAGCAGCUGUCAGGAUCUUAAGCAACAUGACAUUCCUUUUUGUGAGUUUGUCAUACACAGCUGAGAGUGCCAUUGUAACUGCUUUCAUUACCUUCAUUCCCAAGUUCAUCGAGUCACAGUUUGGUAUCCCAGCCUCCAAUGCCAGCAUCUACACUGGGGUUAUUAUCGUCCCCAGUGCUGGUGUUGGUAUUGUUCUCGGAGGCUAUAUUAUUAAAAAAUUGAAACUUGGUGCCAGAGAAUCUGCAAAACUAGCAAUGAUCUGCAGUGGGGUGUCUUUACUGUGCUUUUCAACCCUCUUCAUUGUUGGAUGUGAGAGCAUUAAUCUAGGGGGCAUAAACAUCCCUUAUACAACAGGACCUUCUCUCACCAUGCCCCAUAGGAAUCUGACAGGAAGCUGCAACGUUAAUUGUGGUUGUAAAAUACACGAGUACGAGCCAGUCUGUGGAUCAGAUGGAAUUACAUACUUUAACCCGUGUCUGGCUGGCUGUGUUAAUAGUGGUAAUCUUAGCACUGGGAUACGGAAUUAUACAGAAUGCACCUGUGUCCAAAGUCGACAAGUGAUUACUCCGCCCACUGUGGGACAGCGCAGUCAGCUCCGUGUGGUUAUUGUCAAGACUUAUCUCAAUGAGAACGGUUACGCCGUGUCUGGGAAGUGUAAACGGACCUGCAAUACCCUUAUCCCAUUCUUAGUUUUUCUUUUCAUAGUCACCUUCAUCACAGCAUGUGCGCAACCAUCAGCCAUCAUAGUAACACUCAGGUCCGUGGAAGAUGAGGAGAGGCCUUUUGCACUGGGAAUGCAGUUUGUUUUGUUACGAACACUUGCAUACAUUCCUACUCCCAUCUACUUCGGAGCAGUCAUUGACACCACCUGCAUGCUCUGGCAGCAGGAGUGUGGCGUGCAGGGUUCUUGCUGGGAGUACAACGUGACGUCGUUUCGUUUUGUCUAUUUUGGUUUGGCGGCCGGCCUCAAGUUCGUGGGCUUUAUUUUUAUUUUUCUGGCCUGGUACUCCAUAAAAUACAAGGAGGAUGGCCUGCAGAGGCGGAGGUGGAGAGAAUUCCCCCUGAGCACUGUCAGUGAGAGAGUGGGCCACCCCGACAGCGCCCGGACUAGAUCUUGCCCAGCUUUCGGCACCCAGGGAGAAUUCCACGAAGACACUGGUCUGCAGAAGGGGAUCCAGUGCGCAGCGCAGACCUACCCGGGGCCCUUCCCGGAAGCAAUAAGUUCCUCCACAGACCCGGGGCUGGAAGAGAGCCCCGCUGCCCCGGAGCCACCCUCCUGAAGCUUGAAAAUGGAAGUAUUUAGUUUUGUUGGUUGAGUUGAAAAUGGCGACUUGAGAAACAACCGUGCCUUCUAUUCUUUCUUUUUUUAACCUCUACAGACACAAUCCUCAAACCAACAAAACUCAGCAUACACAGCCGCUAUUCAUUGAGGGCUGGAUACCUCAACAAAACUGAGAGCCUUUCCCCGCUUCUCUCCAAGGAGCCGUUCAGCUAGAUUUGUUCCCAUUUCCGUUGUGUUAAUUUCAAGCGCAUGCUCCCCUACGGUAUCGGCUGACGUACACGGUUAGCGAAAUCGUGGGUAGGGGAAUGGCGGUGCAUAUCAUUAACUAACACUCCAAUCACAGGUGAGCUUGCCUAGGACUUUGCAUUUCCAAAUCAAAGUUUUUAGAGAUGAACACCUACUGUGAGUUCUGCUACAAAGCACAAAUGAAUUUGUCUCAACUAUGCAAUUUGAUUGGGAAAAUGUGCAUGCAGCAUGUUACGUUGACUUUCACAGAAUAAAGCAGAUCUGUUUUUGAAAAGAGGAAGCUGAACUUUCCAUCCAGUACUGUUAAUAGCAUUUUAAGCCAUAGCAGAGUUAUAAAUCAGGUAGAAUUUUUCAAAUGCUUCAAAGGAACCAUAGGCAUAGUGUGGUAGAAGGAACAGCUAUUUCAUGUCAUAGGACACAUUCUCUUUUAGUCUGCCUGUCCCAUCAUAAGGUAAAGAGGCGGCUGAAUCAUAAAUCUGAUAGCUUGAAUAUAAACUCCAGUAUUCUUUCAUAAGGGGCUUUAAAACUAGUGUGCUAAACAAUAUGGCUAGAAACUGAAAUUUGAAAUGUAUAAUAAGGAAAGAAAAUGAAGUCUUUCUUAUCUAAGGAAAUUGUUGCAGAAAUUUUCUUUAGCUCUUAUGGGCCCACAAAGUCACUGGGAAAAGUCCCACUGAAUAUUUUAGUUAUGUCUUGAAAGCACUGGCAAAUCUGUGUGGUUUUCUUUUUUCUGGACAGAUAAUUGCUGUGGUUGCUCCUGAAAAUGAGUAUUUAUAUCAGGAAACUUGUGCCUGGGAAAUGAAAACCACUUGGAGGCUGGACAUGGUGGCUCAUGCCUGUAAUCCCAACACUUCGGGAGGCUGAGCCGGGUGGUUAAUGAGGUCAAGAGAUGGAGACUAUUCUGGCCAACAUGGUAAAACCCUGUCUCUACUGAAAAAUGCAAAAAUUAGCAGGGCGUGGUGGUGCACGUCUGUAGUCCUUUGGGAGGCCAAGGCAGUUGAAUCACCUGAGGUCAGAAGUUUGAGAACCAGCCUGGCCAACCUGGUGAAACCCCGUCUCUAGUAAAAAUACAAAAAUGAACCAGGCGUGGUGGCGUGCGCCUGUAGUUCCAGCUAUUCAGGAGGCUGAGGCUGGAGAAUCGCUUGAACCCGGGAGGUGGAAGUUGCUGUGAGCUGAGAUGGCGCCACUGCAUUCCAGCCUGGUGACAGAGCGAGAUUCUGUCUCAAAAAAAAAAAGAAAAAAAAGAAAAAAAAAUCAAUUUCAAUAUAGGAGGAGGAAGAUCUGUGCUCUGGACCAAAAUAUGAUCUUAAGUAAUUGUUGAAAAUUAUGUAAAAUAAACCAGUCCGUCCUAUUGGACUCUACUUUAUCAUAGUUAGAAUUGUUUUACACUCCCCUUUGAUUCCUGCCUACUGUAAGUUUCCAGCGGUGAUUCCGAGAGAGGAGUUGUCUGUUCCUAAAUGCACUUUGGGUUCACUAUGUAUCAUUCUUUUCAGUACCUCCCAGCACACUGCUUUGACUUAAGCACCAUACAGAAUGCUUUCUACAUGGGUCUUUAGAUAGAUGCUUCCUGACACCACUAACGGUUUGAUAGCAAGUUAGCUCAUGGGUUCUGGCUGCAAGGGAGUGUAAGGGCCAAAUCCUGAUAUAAUUGUGAAUUGUUUUCGCCAAGGAGCCUAUGCUCAUGGAAGGCUAAUUAGGGAAUUAGCCUGUUUUCCUAUUCCGGUUUACCCUUAUUCCCAGAAGAGAUGUGAUUGACAGGCUGUUCCAUGAUUGAGGCUUCUGCUGUCCAUCUCUGCUUGACUGCACAGGUGGAAUUGUGCAAAUACUCCUGGUUAUAAGGCUGUUUCCCUCUCUUCCUAGGAAGGACAUUGGUCAAACAUUUCUCUUGGUUGCAUGCAGUUUGUGUUAAUACUGUUAGACUGAACAAUGUCUACAAGGGGUGGAGCUAGUGGUCUCAGGGGCUAAGGGCUUCCUUCUGGCUCUUGGGCUUGGUUCUCUGGGAGGUGAGGAGUCUUGCUUGGCUCACACUGUAAUUGCAAUGGUAACUGUCAAACUCUGGCCAAUGUGGCAUAUAUUUGAAGUAUUUAAAAAAAUCCUGCUGAUUCAGAAAACCUUGCUGAUUGACCUAGUUUCUCCUCUGGGGCCUCAAGAUUCCCCUUUACACUCUAUGGGAGAGCCUUGGUCCUUUAGAGGAGAAAGGUACCUUUGGUGUGGGAGUUAAAGCCAGUUCGGUGAUCACUGACCAGGUGCCAGGUAUCUUCAGGUGUCAUUUUACUUGAUUACCAUCUGCCACUGCAUGAAAUCCUUUGGGAUGCUUAGGCCAGAACUCAAAGAAAUGGGUCUGAAAUGUGCACCGCAGUGUGAAUAUUGUCCUUCCUCAAGUAUCUGCUCCUUAUAAAUAGCAGGUAUUUCAUUCAUGUGUUGUUGGCAAAUGUAGACUAAGUAGUAAAAAUCAUGAGGAAAUAAAGUUUUGGAAUAUGUACCAAUUAAGAGUUGUGCCCAAAACACUCAGGGCAGUGGUAGCAUCAUUGGAAUAUGACAUAGUCAACUGAAGUGACUAUUUUGUAGAUGAUACUAUUUAAUUGUAUAUAUAGGGUCUUAUAUGCUUGUUAAUAAAUUGAUUACAUUACUUUAUAGUCACAGCUCCUAUUAGAAGUUUUCAUGAAGACUCUCCAUGAGCUUAGGUUCAAAUUACUUGUUUUGGAAAAGGUCAUCUUGUUCUUUUGUAAGCUGUAAAUUCAUAUAUUAUUUAGCCUUAAUAUGCAAAUACAAUAUCCAUGAGUUCAGCCUAUUAAUUUAGAAACUCCCAGGAGGUUAGAUGGGUGGUUGGGGCAUAUUCUUUGGUUAUUUUCAUUAGCACGACAUCCUUAUGCUUUAUAGGUGGAUUUAAUUCUUGAAAAUAUUCAAAAGUCAUUCAGAAUCAAGGUGUUGGGGAUGGAGAGAAAGGAGAAACAGACAGGAAACAAUUUAGCAUUUGUUGAGUGUUGACGAUUUGUAGAGCAUUUUGUCAAACACUUAAUAUACAUCAUCCAUUUUAGUUCUCUUAAUUACCUUGCAAAGAUUUGCUUUUUAUUUUUUGAGACAGAGUCUUGCUCUGUCACCCAGGCUGGAGUGCAGCGGUGCAAUCUCAGCUCACUGCAACCUCCAUCUCCUGGAUUCAAGUGAUUCUCCUGCCUCAGCCUCCUGUGUAACUGGGAUUACAGGUGUGUGCCACCACACCCAGCUAAUUUUUUUCUGUUUUUGUUAGAGAAGGGGUUUCACUGUGUUGGCCAGGAUAGUCUUGAACUCCUGACUUCAAGUGAUCCACCGUCUGGGACUCCCAAAGUGCUAGGAUUACAGGCAUAAGUCACCACACCUGGCUGAUUUUAUUAUUAUUUUUUAAAUAAAACAGAUAUGAAGCAAGUCUCAGAGAGGUAAAAAACUCAUUUAGGAUCGUACAGAAUGGCAAAGUCAGGAUUCAGACAGAGAUUUAUCUGACUCCAUUAUUCAUUUUUUACACUACAGAAUGCAUACAAUAGCUUUUGGUUAACAAAGGCAAGGUGUGACUAUAAAAUAGGAAGGUUAAAGCAUUUCAUUUUUUUGGUGUAUUACUGUUACUGAAGAGUAGAGAGGUUUUUUUGUGUAAAUAAAAAAAAAACUCUAGGAAACAUCUGUAGGAAAUACCAACAUUUAAUGUUUAACUAGAUUUUUAAGGUAAAUUUACAUUGAUCUAGCUAAGUGUUAUAUUAAAGUUGUUUGUCAUAACAUACCUCAAAUAUUUAUUUAUAGUUCAUAUUUAAUACAGAACAAAUCCAGCCUUCGGGUUAACAUCAGGUCUUGGCAGAGUUUCUGAAAUGAAACACUAUGAAGAAAGGUAGUUCAGAUUUGCUGAAUCUGAGCUUUGGGGAUUUCAGGUGUAUGAUGUUUUUCUUUCUUUCUUUCAGAAUAUUAACAUUUCUAUUAGUUUUUUUGAUGAAAAUGAGUUUUAAGAUUCUUAAUGAGGGUUUUAAAUGAACACAUACAAAAUACAUAUCAAACCACUGAUCCCGACUGUUCCCUUUAGUCGCUGUGACAUUGUGACCUUUAGUGGCAUGCACUUGGAAAUGUCAGCCUUCAGAGAAGGGGGAGUUGGUUACCUUGAGUAAGGCCUCGUGGAUGUCAUGGCAGUCCUCCAUGUUCACCAACCACCAGGAAAAUUCUUCUUCAGUCCACAAUGCCAGCUCGCGUUCUUUGGUGGACUUGGAGCCAGAAAGUUUCUUUUUGGCCCUGUUUUGUAGAAAUUGUGCAUGUACCAAAGAGAAGCUUUAGAGUUUGAAUAGAGCUGAAGGGAAUUCCCUAGUGCACCCAGGAGCAGGAGGCAAGCCCAAACCUCGGGUGGUAGCCAAUUAUAUUUUUUGAUGGUGUAUGUUCUUAAAACAUCAGAGAUGGCACAGCACAUGAAUAUAACUAUCGAUAUCUAGGUGCAUAGUGAGCAUUCUAAGUAGCAGAUAGAUACCAAAAUACUGUUUAAUCCCAGAAUUGCCUAAACUGCAGGGUUUCUCGUUCUCUGUUACACAGACCAGUGGGUAGCCUUUCCACACAUCCGUGUUUCCUCCUCCGUAGUAAGAGAGUGCCGUGGCUGGCAGACAAAGUUAGUUGCCUCCUGCACUUUACCUUUUCGUCUUUUCUCUUCUUCACCUUUUGGGAUGCUGCUGACUGUAUCUGUCCCAAACUUCUUUUUGCGUUAGAAUCAGAUCUGUGUAUGUUUGAGGAGGGUUUAUUUUAAAGACUUCAUUUUUACUCAGCCCUAGGAAGGGUCAAAUAUGACAAAAGUAAAAAAACAACAACAAAACCCUCCCUAGGCGUUUGCUUUGGCAACAUUAAAAAAAAUGCCUUGGUGCUAAAAAGUAUGUAAUGAUGCAUGUUCACCACUAAAAAGCGCCACUGAAUUCACAGUAUUUCACUGCUAAGGGGCUGCAUGUACUUUGUGUUUGGAAAUCUGAAGAAUUUUCUAGAAAACAAGCACCCAUUACUCUCAUUUCAACAGUUAAUCCAUGAACUCUAUGCUGCAAAAAUGAAGCAUGUAAGGGAGAAUACUUUUCUAUGGAAAACUCAGUGCUUUUGAUAUUUAUUUUAGCAAGAAUUAUCGGAUGAUAAAAAUAAUUUCAGAGAGAGGUAGAACAAAUAUUUCAGAUAAUCUUUUCUUAUUUCUUCUCCAAAAAGCUGACACCCAUGUAAGGGAUUUUUUAACAUUGGGGUUUUGAAGGUGUUAUCUUUUCUGGUAUCCUUUCAUUACAUGCUAAAAUUGAAGGAGAAAAGAUUAUUGAAAACAAAAGGAAUUGCAGGGACACAUUAAACCAAAGGGGUGAACAAAAGAGGUUUAAAGUUUGUAUCUAUAAAUAAAAAGUAAGAAUAAUUAGCAAGACUAGUACCAAUUAUUGACGACUGGUAAUUGAUAAUUGGUAAGAGUAGUACCAAAUAGUGGGCAUUGUUCUUAAAAUACACACCUCUACCCCAAACCCCACAUGUUAAUUUAGAAUCAUGAAACAGGCAGAUUAGAUUCUGACUCUUUUGUUAAAAGAAAUGUAAUACUGUGUCAGCGAAACUGGCAUUAGAUUCUUAGUGGAGUGUGUGUUUGUGUGUGUGUGUACUGUGUAGAUGUGUGUUUGUGAUGAAAGGCUGUUUUGCAUUGUUGCAUAAAGAAGUUUGAUUUUGUGAUUUUUAAAAUGAUAUUUAUUUGGAAACUUCUUAGGGUAAUUUAAAAGAUGUAUAAUUUCCUUGUGUUUAAUGAAAUCUAUUGUCAAUGUACUAAUAAAUCUUGGUUUACAGCAUCUUGAAUACUUGAUCAUUGAAAAUUAAGAAAAAAGUUAAAAAUUAAUAAAGUGUGUUGGACUGAAA